Messenger RNA from Fusarium redolens, 2301 nucleotides. RefSeq names its product heterokaryon incompatibility protein-domain-containing protein. Bases 146 to 2170 code for a protein of 674 amino acids. The transcript is spliced from 4 exons. The record is from RefSeq and is a predicted model, not a curated record. Lineage: Eukaryota; Fungi; Ascomycota; Sordariomycetes; Hypocreales; Nectriaceae.
GUGCAGACCAGGCUUCCCUUUUAUCCGCUUGUUACCUGAGUUAAUUUGUCCGUUAUGUUCGACCACUUUACAAUAAUUCGCGUUUGCUCUAUUGCUAUGGGAGUUUGUUGUUGUAUUUCGGAAAAGUUUGAACCUAGUUUGAAAGAUGGAUGGGCCUACUAUACCGGAUCUAACAUUGCACCAACGAGAUGCGACGUCUUUGUGUAGGAAGUGCUCACAGAUUACGCUUGAACGACUCCAAGAGCCUCCCACUUCACAGAGCAGAAAUGACUUGGAUAGUAACAAGCCGAACGGAUUUCACCACUACCAACAGUGGGAGAUCUUGAAACAGUCAGCUUCUGCAGGGUGCCGGCUAUGUACUGUAUUAUGGGGGGCGGUCUGCCGUCACCAUGGAGGCGAAGAGGAGUACAAACGCAUACUCGGUAGCAGCAAAAGAGAUAUCAAGACCCCACUCUUGCGACUAUGGAUCCCGGCUGUAGACGAGCCAAGUACUAUCUACUUCAGUUGCGGAACUACUCAGGAACCAAUCUGCCUUGGCAUCUCAGCUUAUCCAGGAACCCAGGCAAGCCAAAUGAUCUAUUCUCGCCCAACAGCCGUGGAUCCAACCUCGAAUGAGAGCAUCUCUCUGCUCAAGACAUGGAUUGCCGAAUGCUUUAACCAACACAAAGAAUGUCUGGGAAACGCGGAUUCGGCACUGCCAAAGCGUGUUCUUUACGUAGGAAAACCAGGUGUAGAGCUAGAUCAUCCACUUCGGCUGUACUGUGAUGGCGGCUUUGGCCCGUAUGUCACACUGAGCCAUUGUUGGGGCGGGCUGGUUCCAUUCCAGACUACGAAAGGCACACUCGAGGAAAGGAAGUCAGAGAUUCUGUUCUCAGAUCUCCCUCAAACGUUUCAAGAUGCCGUAACUAUUACACGGACUCUUGAAUUUGAGUUUUUGUGGAUCGACUCACUCUGCAUUGUUCAAGAUGACAGUCAAGACUGGGCGACUGAGGCAGCGAACAUGGCCAAGAUUUAUAGGUCAGCCAUCUUGAAUCUAUCCGCAAUGUCGGCGGAGAAUAGUUCUCAAGGCAUGCUUCUCCGUCGCGAUGUGUCUGUAGAGCUUUCUUGCGAUCUUGACUUCUCCGAUAUGGACAAGGAUUCGUUGCAAAUCACUUAUCCUAAGCCUGAUCCAGGAGACAAUAUAGUCAGCAGCAGAGCUUGGUGCUUGCAAGAGCUCCUGCUUUCGCCGCGAGUCGUCCAUUACAGUUAUACCUCGGAUCUCUCACAGCGUCAGAUGAUCUGGCAGUGCCAGCAACUUAGCCUUAGAGAAGACGGACGCACAGGAAUUCAUCUAUUUAAUUGGUUCAACAAGGCUUUGCUCAAAUAUCCCUCCAGCCCUGAUCGUUCCCUAUUUACCAAAUGGUGGCGCAUUGUCAAGGAGUACUCGGGGCGCAGGCUUACCGUUGCCUCGGACAAGCUUCCCGCGAUCUCGGGAGUUGCGAACGCAUUCAACUCUCAGUUAUCCAACUCUCAGUCAAUAAAUAUGUAUCUUGCAGGCAUUUGGCGUCAGAAUCUCACUAGAGACCUCCUUUGGCGUGCAAGUGCAAGGGGUCAAGUUACCAAGCCGAGGAGCUACAUUGCCCCUAGCUGGUCCUGGGCAUCGAUACAAGGCAGUGUGUUUUUUGGCAUAGAAAUGAGCAGCGAUUUGGAGUCCCAUGUCGAGAUUAUUGAUGCAAAUGUCACUUUGACUUCUCCCGACCCAUACGGUGCAGUCAGCGGGGGUUACAUCAGGGUAUGCGGAUACCUCAAACCGGCCCGCUUCAGGUUGGACUGUAACUGGAGGUGGAGACCAGGAUCGAAUCUCUUCAGAUAUAUCGAAGUGGCAGAGAAAGGAACUACCAAGCACAAAGCUACAGGAGGGCUUAUUAACCGGUACGAAUGCCAUGUUCAUCUUGACCAAGAUGACGCCGGUUUCGCAGGCAGUCAGGCGUGGUGCCUCCGAUUUGUCGACCCCACAUCUGACGUAUGGUCUAACACUUCAGCACACGGCCUAGUUCUUCGACAGACUGAACGGGUCGAAGUGUUUGAGCGAAUCGGUGUAUACUGCUUGUAUAAUGCUUAUUCGUCCUUAAAGGAGCUUGAUAAUUGGUUUGAGGAUGUCAUAGAGCGGCGCUUCAUUACAAUAGUAUAAACCCUGCUAUGUUGAAUAAGGUCAUCCAAGAGUUGGAUUUAUGAUUCAAGAUUGCCAAGUACCUCAGAACGUAAGAUUCAAUAUAUAUAUAUAUAGGUAACCUGUCAAACAACCGCUGCUACUAUUUUGCA